AUGUAUCCCUCUUUGCUGUUAGCUCUACUUGCAAUCUCCACCAAGCCUGUCUUGGGUAACAAACAUCAACUAUACUCAGGCUUUUUUUCAGGAUCGCAACUUUAUGGUAUCCAAUUUGACGACGAGACUUCCACGCUGAUAGUCAUCAAUAACAUUACUACUAACAGCUCUAAUGGAUCUAAAUGGAUCGCAAUUGAUGAGCGACGGGAGAAUAUCUAUGUUGCUUCUGGAGCCUCCUACAACAGCUACACAAUCGCUAGCAACCUAGGACUAACUCUCACGAGUAGCCUGGCAAUAUCCGAAACCUGUGAUAAUCUCAAUUAUAUUGUCUCGUCGCCUUCAUCCCCGUACACAGUCUUUGGUGCACCUUACAGUAUCGGUUGUUCCGGACAAGCAAUUACUAUAGAUCAAUCUGGCGCCCUCCAGUCCAUCGUUGGUGACAUCACUUACGGGAACAGCUCAGGCGUACACGGCCUAGCUGUCAACCCCAAGGGCUCUUUUAUUUACUCAGCUGACGACAUGGGCAAUGCUGUUUGGGUCCACUCGUUCGACAGUACUACUGGCGCUAUCGAGGAAGUGCAAUACCUUGCGGCGCCAUCGAGCGCCAACCCGCGGCAUUUAGCAGUGCAUCCCAAAGGAAAUUACGUCUAUGUCGUCUUUGAGGAAGGCAACAAGCUCGCUGUUUACUCUAGGGAUACCAGUACUGGGAAGCUGACAUAUACCAACACCACAUACCCCCUUAUCCCAUCUACUUAUACAAACACAUCAUCCUACAUGUCCGACGAGGUCGCUUUCUCGGUCAGCAGCGCCGAGUCACCUAAAUAUCUCUUUGCCUCUUCACGGUCAAGAUAUACAUCUUCACCCGGCUACGUGACUGCCUUUAGCCUUGAUGCAACAACGGGGGCUAUACAGGAGCAACUAUUCCUUUCUCAGACGACCGGUAGCGGUGGUGGGGCUAAUUCGGUCUCCCCUGCCAUCUUUUCGGAAGACUACUUCGCUAUAACGGACAGUGGCAGUAACUUUAUCGAGGUUUGGCAGGUGUCAGCCGAUGGAAGUGCGGCGACUGUGGCUGCGCACCUCGAUCUAGAUAAUGGGCCAGCGAAUGUGGUGUGGUAUAGCUAA
Molecule: messenger RNA, 1122 nt
Organism: Aspergillus caelatus
Lineage: Eukaryota; Fungi; Ascomycota; Eurotiomycetes; Eurotiales; Aspergillaceae
Product: lactonase family protein
Exons: 4
Coding region: 1-1122 (373 amino acids)
Molecular function (GO): protein binding; 6-phosphogluconolactonase activity
Source: RefSeq, a predicted model, not a curated record